Molecule: messenger RNA, 1243 nt
Organism: Mycotypha africana
Lineage: Eukaryota; Fungi; Mucoromycota; Mucoromycetes; Mucorales; Mycotyphaceae
Exons: 2
Coding region: 71-1129 (352 amino acids)
Source: RefSeq, a predicted model, not a curated record
CUUUUUCGGUCUCGUUCUAUCUUGGUCUUUAAAAACACUUAAGAAUAUCACACAUAUUUUUAUCCUAACAAUGCAAAUACCUGAAGAUCUCCUUUUAUUCAAAGUACCAUCGGAAUAUCGUCCUGGUGAUGACAAACUUAGCAAAAUCAUUUUGUCUAAUUCAACUAUUGUUGAUCAGAUUCUGAAAUUUCUCUUGGAUGUUGCACCUAGUACUUAUACCACUGCUAAUACUGAGUGGUCAAACGCCUUGAGAAGCGACAUUCUCUAUGUCCCACGUAUCGGCAUUUCCAAUAGUCUCCCACCUAUACUCAUUGAGGUACAAAAACGCGUAGACAAAACCUUCAUGGCAAGACUAAUUACCUACUCCAUUAACGUCUUCAUGCGAUAUAAAUGUUAUCCGAUUGUACUAAUAUUCUGUGUGGAUACAGUGAGUCAAGAUGUUAUGCAGACAUUUGAGCAAUCAAACACAAAAGAGAAUAUGUUUGAAACAAUAUGUUAUAACUGGGCUAAAAACUGCCAUUUAAUUUCUAAUCGGAUCAUCGAGCCUGCCUUAAGUAACGAAAGUUCUGCCAUGGAUCCCAUUGUAGCAAUACAGUACUUCUUCGGUAGUCAACAAAGGAACAUCACGACUUUGGAUCUUCACGAUGACGUGACGAUUAUUGAACUAUAUACAAUCGCCAAAAAUGAAACAGAAAAAUACGCUGAUGCCAGCGAGUCUCAGUUGAAUGCUUUGGCGACAAUAUGUUCUGCUUCUGAAGACCAGUUUAAAAAAAUCAAAAGCAUUCUUAAAGAUGAACUGACAGCAAAUAGCAAAGCUUUUAAAUAUGUUAAUCAAAGUAUUGAUUACCAUUCAAAAUUAAAAAGAAAAUAUGAAGAAAUUAUAUUUGAAGAUAAGGAUGGGACAACAACACCAAUGGAAGAACCAGCAGAAAUCACAGUCAUUGAGUCAGUGGUUCCAAAUUCGUUAACUGAUACAGAAAUAACGUUUAUUGAAAACUUUAUCUCCAAAAAAAAUGGCAGAAUGUCUUGGAAGACUUGUUGGGAGACUGGUAGUCGAGUUGGUUACUUUAAACGAUAUAGAAACGAGCAGAGCUUACGCGUAGUAUAUUCACGUUUAAGAAAGAAUUGAAAAUAAAAGAAGGGUAGUAGAUAUUGCUAUGAAUUUAUCAAUCGAUACUUAAUUAUAGUUUAAGCGCUUACGCGAAAUGAGUCUCCUUUUUAUUGGGGUGGGGGAGGAAGCAGC